GGAACUUCGAUGAUUCCCCCACCUCUAUCCGCUGCAAUUGCAUUUUGACACAAAAGAAGCUUAAACGUAUUAUAUUGCAGCGAUUAGGAGAUUUUGUGGCUAACGGCGCCUAUCCUGCUAGGAGUAAUGCUCUAAAAAUGCGCCGACAACGUGGGUGUGACCGCUGUUGCCUGUAAACUUCGUUUGUUGUCAGUUGAAGGGACGGAACGGAAAGGACGGACGGAGUGGCUCGGAAGCCCAGUGAAAACGCCUACAGUAACGAAGCAACAACUGUAUACAAUAAUCCGGCAACUGUGUUAUCGCAAGAGGAAAUUCAAGUCUCGUUUUCUGCGUGGGUGCGGUGGAAGAUGUGUGGCAUGGAUGUGCGCCGGUUUUGCGAGGAUUGGAGGAUCUGGAUUCGGCCGUUACUGAUCGUCACAUACGUCAUAUUCGCGAUUAUAGUAGUGCCACUGCUUAUUGUUAACUCCGUGAAGGAUGGUUUUCAACGCAACGAUCAGCUCAUCCUCAUCGGCGGCUUGUUCGUUCUGUCUGCGGUGCCCGUAUCGAUAUGGCACAUCAUCCAACACGUCAUCCAUUUCACAAAACCCAUUCUGCAAAAGCAUAUUAUACGCAUUCUGUGGAUGGUGCCAAUCUACGCCCUGAACGCGUGGAUCGGCCUCUUCUUUCCGAAGCACUCCAUAUACGUGGAUUCGCUGCGCGAGUGCUAUGAGGCGUAUGUGAUUUACAACUUCAUGGUGUACCUGCUCAACUACUUGAAUCUCAACAUGGAUUUGGAGGCCACCAUGGAGUACAAGCCGCAGGUGCCGCACUUCUUUCCGCUCUGCUGCAUGCGACCUUGGAUAAUGGGACGCGAGUUUAUCCACAACUGCAAGCACGGCAUCCUCCAAUACACGGUUGUGAGGCCAAUAACAACCUUCAUCUCAGUAAUAUGUGAGCUGUGUGGCGUGUACGGGGAGGGAGAGUUUGCUGGUAACGUGGCAUUUCCAUACAUCGUAGUCGUCAAUAAUAUCUCCCAGUUUGUGGCAAUGUACUGCUUGGUGCUGUUCUACCGUGCCAACAAGGAGGACCUAAAACCCAUGAAACCCAUCCCAAAGUUUUUGUGCAUCAAGGCUGUGGUGUUCUUUUCGUUCUUUCAAGGAGUGCUUCUCAAUGUGCUGGUGUAUUAUAACAUAAUUAAGGAUAUUUUUGGAUCGGAUGUGGGCGACACAAAUUUGGCAUCGCUUCUGCAGAAUUUUCUCAUCUGCAUCGAGAUGUUUAUUGCUGCCGUGGCGCACAUCUACAGUUUCCCGCAUCACCCCUUCCACAUCAAUUCGCCACAGUACUGGAACAAUCCAAAUCACAGCUGGUGCCGGGCCUUCCUAUCCAUGAUGGACAUCUCGGAUAUGCAGGAGGAUGUCACCGAACAUCUGGGCGUUGUGGGUAGUACGUUAAGUCGUCGCUUCCAGGGUCGCAGCACAUAUCAGCCACUGGCCCGCAGUCCCCGACGUUCCAGCAGCGAAUCGGAGUAUCUGAUCAGUAAACGCCAGGACCAGCAGCAGCAGCAGCAAUCGGGCAACUCGUCGCAAUCAGGUAACAUGUAUGGCGCCACCUCGAGCCGUCUGAUCGUGCCCGUGUAUGAGGGCAAGCUAAGCACUCUACCCGAAAACAAUCAUCCUUCUCACACCCAAUCUCGAUUUCCCCAAGCAGGCAUAGCCGACGAUAGCAACAGUAGCAAUAGCAACCACUACCAACAACAACAACUACAUGUGACGGGCUCACAGCCGUCAACGCGUCAACGUGAUACGCUGCACCUGCGUGAGCGUGAGAGAGAAACGGGGGCGGCAGGCAACUUUGUGCGUCUGGCGCCCGGGGCCAGUGCAGCGGCGCCCAUUCCUGAAUCCAACGACGACUAUGCCCUACUGUUGGGGACGGGCGCAGGCAGGUGACACCGCUACCAACAGUAUCACUACCAGCCCCAGAACCAUCACCAUCAAAACCUGCAUAUCGACGAUGCCUUCGAGGAUGAGGAUGGCGUUAAUGUUUCAUCGCUUAGCGCCUCCCUGUCUGUAUCGUUUGGCAUGUCGAGUAGCCUAAAGUUUAGCGCCACUGGCAGCAACCAGACGGCAUCCGAGUGGUCUAACUCAACGGGCGGGGAUGACGACGAUGACGAGGACAAAGACGGGGACGGAAACGAUGAUGAUGGGGGAGAACAGCCUGUUGUCGUAGUUGCCACAACGACGCGACGUCGCCGCGAUCGUGAAUACAUCACCUAGACUCCAGACUAGACCUUAAUCUCUUUACUUACAUGCUACACUUAUUAUUUUGCCCGUAUCUUGAUUUUUAAUAGCUAAAAAAUACUCAUGAAACGAACCCUUUCUUUCUGCCGGCCCCAUCAGAUGGGGUCUUUGAAAUCGUGGCCUUAGUUUUGAACGCAAAAAGGAACGACUAGUUUUUCAUUGGCACACUCAAUUAGAUCCAUUCAUUAAACAUAAUCCAAAGAAUCAUCAUACAUAUGUGCGAAAUGGGGGUUAGAUGUUUUGUAAGUAAAUUUUAUACGCUAGUUUUGUAGGCGGAAAUUAUCCCGAAAAAAACGUAAUUUUUAUAAUUUACAUCCCCGCAUAGUUAAGACCUCGAAAUUUUAGUGUGGCGAAGUAGUUAAUUGAAACCGCGCCUGAACCGAUUGUGAAUUUUGUGACUGCCGCCGGUCAUAAAAGGGCGUGACUUGUAUUUAAAAUAUAAAUCUUAUUGUAAUACUAAUAUACACCGUAAUAAUAUAAUAUUGAAAACUA
Molecule: messenger RNA, 2768 nt
Organism: Drosophila bipectinata
Lineage: Eukaryota; Metazoa; Arthropoda; Insecta; Diptera; Drosophilidae
Product: transmembrane protein 184C
Biological process (GO): transport
Cellular component (GO): membrane
Molecular function (GO): transporter activity
Source: RefSeq, a predicted model, not a curated record